This is a messenger RNA of Belonocnema kinseyi, 2013 nucleotides long. RefSeq lists its product as uncharacterized. NCBI's taxonomy places the organism in Eukaryota, Metazoa, Arthropoda, Insecta, Hymenoptera, Cynipidae. Gene Ontology annotation, cellular component: mitochondrial outer membrane. The coding region runs from base 253 to 1065 and encodes 270 amino acids. The transcript has 3 exons. Gene Ontology annotation, molecular function: protein heterodimerization activity; protein homodimerization activity. The record is from RefSeq and is a predicted model, not a curated record. Gene Ontology annotation, biological process: intrinsic apoptotic signaling pathway in response to DNA damage; extrinsic apoptotic signaling pathway in absence of ligand; regulation of apoptotic process.
UCGGAAAUGGCCACGGGAAAGUAGGCGAGUUGCGGGUUAUCGUUUUAGCUUGGCGGGCAAGCUGGCGGACUUUUUCGUGGUAUUCGCGUCCGCGUUUCGACGAAAGCAGGUGGACCUUGGCAGCGAGACGUCCAUGUCCGGACGAGGAUCGGUGUCGAGGAUGCAGUUUAUGCAGUGAAUUUAUACUUCGGUGUUGCCGAUUUGUCGAAAUCUGUUCUCCUUACGAGGAUCAGUGUGAGUUCAGAAUCGAGGAUGCCCGGUGCGGCCAACAAUGAGAUUCACGGGGAGGGGGGCGCGGAUCAAGGCGCGUCGGUGAGGGGGGAACUAUUGCAUUCCAGAGUGGGCGGCAUUCUGGAAUGUGUUCCCUCCGGUAACAGGAAUUUGCCGAGAGACCAAACCAUCGUCAACCCGAUUGCCAUAGGUUUGUGCCGCUAUGGUGCUAGAGCUGCCAGCAGCGGUAUGUCUUUCGUCGAGAUUUGCCAGAUUCGACUGCAGCACCUCUUCCCUCAACUAACACCUCCAACCAGAUACAACUUGUGUGAAGAAUCGAUAGAACUAACCGCAGAAUGUUUGGCUACUGAUGUGAUAAGGUACCUACUAAAAGAGGACAUUUACCUCAUAUCAAGGGAUCCCGUAUCCCGGAGUAUGAGGCACAAUGUCUACCAGAUGCUCAACAAACACAGCAUACUCUUCACCAGCAUGGUCAACCGCUUAAAUGUUGUGCCAGACACGGCUUAUGAAGCCUUCAUGGGAGUUGCAGACGAACUUUUUCUUAAUGGUGGCAUCACGUGGGCCAGGAUAGUCUGCCUCUAUGCGUUCAUGGGAAGACUCGCUCUCUGGGCUAAGGACAGGAGGAUGUACGCACUAAAAAAUAAACUGCCCUUAUAUGUCUCCAGAUACAUCGGAGAAGAAAUAGCUCAUUUCAUCAAAGGCUAUGGCGGCUGGGAGCAGCUGUGUAUAGAGUAUCCAGUCGCAGAAGAGGUGAGCGGAGCAGUUUGGAGAAGUCUUCUAAUGACCGGCGCGACUCUUGGAUUGGUCGCGACGAUUCUAACUGUGACUUCCUGAAACGAAGUCGCGAAAAGACUCGCGCGACGCGUCCGGAGCUAAAAUUUUAUCGCGUACUUAUAUCCUGUGAUCGUACCGUUAAGGAUAUUCUCGAAAGUUGGACAAAAUGUUUGUUCAUGGUAAUAAUACAACUCCUGUGUUGUGAGAAACUUAAAAGGCUGGAGCUAUCACUCUUUGCUUGAAAAGUCACAUUUUUUCUUUUUUUUUUACUUUAUCAGCAAAGAAUGGCAAUACAAGAUCCGCACUACUGCAACUUUUAUAUUUCUACUGAAUUAGUUCAAUUCUGCAGGUUGAGACUAUAUUAGAACAUAAGAAAUCUCUGCGUUUAAGUCAGAACCGAAAUCCGUAGUCGUGACUCGAGUCAGAAAGUUUUGUAGUAGCCUCAAAUUCAGUAUUGCACUCAGAUUACAAAAGGAGGCUUUUAGUUGUAGGGUUAUAGAUUUAUAAAUGCUUACAAAUCAGCGAGUACAAUCGGUCUCGAAUCGACCGAUUCGAGUCGGUCUGAAGUCAAAAAUAAUUGGUAGUCAUGUAGUUGCGACUGGGGAUUCCAAGACUGUUCUCGUCAGCGACGCACCCUCUAUAUAGAGUUCCGUUUGAAACAAAUGUCGAAAUUAUAUUGAAUUUAGGUAGAGAAGCGAUCUAUUUUUAAUUUAUUUUUUGUUUUAUUUAUUCUAGGUAGAAAUAUAUCAAGUAACUAAUUAUGCGAACCGCAACUCGACUUUUAUUGGUUGCGGUAGCAUCACCUUUUUCAAUUUUAUUGCAAAUAAAAAGUAAAAAAAAUCUAUUUUCUACGAUCAAGGACUACAGCGUCUAUAACAAAUGAUAAGUUUACUGUACCAAUGUUGACACCAGAUUUAUAUAAACGUAAAUUUCUAACUUUUGUAUGGUCACUUUACAAAGUCUUUGUACCAAUUCAACGAGGGGAUAAUAAAGAACCUCAAAUCAAAA